UUAUACUUGGCCAAUCCUCUCCUUCUCCACCAAUCACAACAAAGCUAGCUAACUCACAGUAACAAGUUCGUAACAUCAUCCAAAGUUUCAAACCAUUCACCAUGUCACUCAUCCCCAGUUUCGGACGGAACAGGAGCAGCAACAUCUUUGACCCCUUUUCCCUAGAUCUCUGGGAGCCCUUCAAGGAUUUCCCAUUCCCUUCUUCAUCGCUCUCUGCUUUCCCCGAACUCCCUCGCGAAAACUCGGCUUUUGUCAACACCAGGAUCGACUGGAAGGAGACCCCGGAAGCCCAUGUGUUCAAGGCUGACAUUCCUGGGCUGAAGAAAGAGGAGGUCAAGGUGGAGGUCGAAGACGACAGGGUGCUUCAGAUCAGUGGAGAGAGGAAGAUAGAGAAGGAGGACAAGAACGACACUUGGCACCGGGUCGAGCGGAGCAGCGGCAAGUUCUCGAGGAGGUUCAGGCUUCCUGAGAAUGCCAAGGUUGAAGAGAUCAAGGCUUCUAUGGAGAAUGGGGUUCUCAGCGUGACGAUUCCUAAGGCAGAGAUCAAGAAGCCUGAUGUGAAAGCCAUUGAGAUCUCUGGUUAAAAUUUCAGAGAUUUACAUCACCUUUACUAAUUCUCUGUUAGUAUGAAUAUUGUGAGUACCAAAUAAAGAGCGUAUUAUGAGUGUGACCAAGUAUCAUUGUGUUGUAAUAUCAUGUAUUUGAGAAUCUAAUAUUUAAACUUGUUUUGCUAA
Molecule: messenger RNA, 734 nt
Organism: Argentina anserina (silverweed cinquefoil)
Lineage: Eukaryota; Viridiplantae; Streptophyta; Magnoliopsida; Rosales; Rosaceae
Product: 18.5 kDa class I heat shock protein-like
Exons: 1
Coding region: 102-584 (160 amino acids)
Biological process (GO): response to hydrogen peroxide; response to heat; protein complex oligomerization
Source: RefSeq, a predicted model, not a curated record